AUGGAAACAGAUCUUCUACAAUGGAAUGAGAAACUGACUCGGAUGAAUGAAGAGUUACUGAAACUACCGAACAUCAAAGUGAAACAAAGUUCAACACCAUUGAUAACAAAGAUCAAUGUUCAGACAUUCUAUGGUCAGGGUAUGUCAAAUAUCCCAAAUAUCAGUGUAAAUGUAAACUGGGUGCAGAAUGGUGUCAUAGUAGCUGGCGGUCAUGCGCAAGGUAAUGGACUUAAUCAAUUAAACUACCCAUAUGGUAUAUGUAUUGAUUCUCAGGAGACAAUGUAUGUGGCUGAUUUUGGUAAUCAUCGUAUUGUGGAAUGGAAGAAAGGUGCGACGAGUGGUCAAGUAGUUGCUGGUGGCAAUAGACAAGGCAGUCGAGAUGAUCAGUUGAAGAAUCCAAUUUGUGUUGUCGUCGAUGAUGAGACUAAUUCGUUGAUUAUAAGUGAUUGA
Molecule: messenger RNA, 450 nt
Organism: Adineta ricciae
Lineage: Eukaryota; Metazoa; Rotifera; Eurotatoria; Adinetida; Adinetidae
Source: the annotation of a GenBank genome assembly